AUGAAGCCAACCGUGCUCACGUUGCCAAAGUCGCACUCAUAUCAAUUUUUACGCCGAGCAUGGCCCAGAGUGGCUAGAAAAGCUACAUCAUGGCUCAUGCCUAUUGAGCUCAUUGGCCUGGUGCCGAUACUCGUCAUUUUCGGCAUUGCGCAGCCAGACAUGUACAGAACAGACAUGUGGCAUAUUGGAUUCGAGAAUAAGCUCAACUCCAACCCCAAUAUGAUUCUGUAUGCAUAUGCCAACUACAGGUCUCUGCCCAAGGUUCCGCUCAUUUGGUCACAAACGUACGUAACGUGUCGGGAUUCCCUCGUGGCCAGUAGAUGUGCCAAGGUUAGAAAAAAAACUAACAUGUCAAAUCUUCCCAUCAGCCUUACGGAUUUCAAUGUCGCGAUUUCUGUCAUUUCACUCUUCUUCCUCCUUUCGAAGCUCAUUUCGCACAUAAUGAAGCUAUGGUACCCCAUUGUGGCGGUUUUUAUCAACUCAGCUCUUGUUGCACUUUACACUGUCAGCACAUACGGUCAGAUUGGACCAGAUUACGCUGAUGCGCGAUAUCCUUCGCCGGCAGCGUGGUACUUUCGGCAGGGAUGCGGGCUUGCCCAGAGGUAUGGCAAGUACAGAGCUUGCCAGGUUGCCCAGGGGUCGUUGUUCAUCACUCUCUACAUGCUCGUUGUCUAUGUCCUAAACUUGGGCUUUGCCUUGUAUGCCAUGUGGCCUAAUCCCAUCAACGACGUGGACGAGGACGACGAAGAUCGAGAGUCGACUAGUUCUGAUCCCAAGGAACGCAGUACCUGGGAGAUGCAGAGCAUGAAAUCACCCGUGUCUGUGCGCGAGUCGCCGUUUACUCCAAGGACACAGGCGUUCCAUACUCUUGACAGGCAGCUUCCCCUGCGACAGCCGAAGCAAGCCCAGCGGUUUGCUUAA
Molecule: messenger RNA, 921 nt
Organism: Metarhizium acridum CQMa 102
Lineage: Eukaryota; Fungi; Ascomycota; Sordariomycetes; Hypocreales; Clavicipitaceae
Source: RefSeq, a predicted model, not a curated record